CUUUGCCGUCCCGCGGCUCCUACGCCUCUCGACAGAAGUCAGAAAACCUGUUGGCUUUCGUUGGGAUUUGGCCACUCGACUGAACAAUGACGGAGUUCACGUCGAAAAAUAAUGGCAUUUGGGCAGAGGAGAGUCGGCGCAGCAGUCGCAGUAGCACCUCCUCUUCCGGCAGCAGCGCCGUGACUGAGCUGCCCAGUGUCAGAGCCUUGGCGUCUCGCUUCAAUGCCCUCGCCAGCCCCGAGAGCACCAUCAUCUCUGGCCCUGCCAGGCGACCGCUCUCCACCAGUGGUUUGCCAAGAACUUCCUCUCCGGCGACGGUUACUUCAAAGGAGGCUCCCGAUGUAGCCCAAACAACGUCAACAAAAACUGGCAAACCCCAAACUAACUCCACAAAAACAACCCCAACUGUGGUUGCAGUCACGGAAAAAAAACCGCCAUUAAAGCCGGAACCUGCCAACGACAAUGAUGAUGACGAGGUUUUCGUCCAAGCAACAGUCACGGAUCGCCCGGAGCCAGUCGAGAAUUUCAUUAAAAAAACGGAUUCGGCUUCGAGCAAAACCCGCGCUCCACCUUCGCGGACCCCGGACAAGAAAUGGAGCAGCUUGUCAGACAUCCAUUCGGCUCACGCGGAGCAAACAGUUCCGUGGCAAAGAACAAGUUCUACUCCAGUGAACAAGAGUUCGAGGAUCAUAUUUGGAGUUCCUCUUCGUAGUGUGGCAAAUAUUUCAUGGGGGGUCACCCAAGCUCGUAAGCCUACCGUAGAUGAAGAUGAAUCAUCCUCAAGCGAUGAAUCCACCCCUUCAUCUCCUGACGACAAAGGGGAAGCGGCGGUAACGAAUUUUGGCACAUUCCCGAGAAGCCGUCAUACUGAUAACAAUUUAGUAAAGAAAUCAGCAGCUGGUGGAGUGAAGGGUAAGAUCAGCCAAAAACUGAGCAACAAACAAGACGUAAAGUAUCAUAGUCACAGCGAUCUGACCAUGGCUGGAGACGAUGUCGGUACUACAUGGCGGCGCAAAAGCGUUUCCGAUGACCUAUACGUAGCUCCUCAUCAACCACUAACACGACGGCAGUCAAUAAGUGACUUGCUGAAACUCUACCGCACCAAAAGUCAAACUGACCUCAGUCAAACUGACCUCAGUCAAACUGGGGAUUUGAAGCAACCGACGAGUCCAAAUGCCGAUGCUUUUCAUCGACCCUCAGCACAAGUUUCAACCCCUUUGACGAUGUACGAUGUGAAAAUUACCCCAAUGCAAAAACCCAAUGUAUCACCGUAUAAGGCACCUGUAAAAGACAUCGUAAGAAUACCACCUGGGUCCAUUUCUUUCAAGGCUAAAACUUCAUCUUCAGUCUUCGCUACACCUUCAGGUCCAUUUGUGCCGUCCACUCCGUCGCCAUCUACAUCCGUUCCCCAGACCCCAAAAGAACCUUCAUCAUUAUCCUCAUCUAACGUCGCGGUCAACACUACCUCACGUACCACCGUGGAAACUACAUUGGACAAAACAGAAAGUCAGAGUUCCAGUUCAGAUUCAGAAGAUAAUGAGGAACCUAUUCGACCGAAAUUCACCUACCAACCUCCACCCAAGCAUUUCAACCGUCCAACAACCCAACAUCCUCCGAGCAUUGAUCGUCAUAAGCCCGCGAUCACUCAGAAAACGGGGCAGAAAUCAAAGGAUGAGGUCGGGAUUUCUUCCAUUAACAGUGCCUACCUUCCAGUUUCGUACCGCAAGCUUGAUGAACCUUCGCCAAAAAAACCAACCGCCAUUGCAAAUUUCAGACGAGUUUCUUCAUCAUCAUCAGAUCAUGAACAUGUUGUUGAUCCUCCUAGCAGCGAUGAGAACGAGAGCAAAGUAGCAGACAAAUAUGUCAGUCCUGUUCAGUCUCUUGUUCGCUCACUGAACCAGAAUAAAGAUAAGCCCUUGUAUCCCAACAAGCCCGAUAUUCUCAAGCCUAAACCACAAGAUCCCAUCUGGCUGGAAAAGAUUACUCCUCUGGAUCAAGUUGUCACGCAAUCGAAAGCGAAACCCGGAAAUCUUGUUGUGACAUUAGAGGCUAAACCAGGCACUGUGUCACUAAACGGCGGAAAGCAAAUUCUACACAAGAAACUUUCUAAAGAUUCUUCUGCAUCUUCCGAUGACGACGUUGAUGGUGUUCCACACGAUGAUAAAGGAGGUUCAUUCAUAGUUUCAAAACCUGCCACAUUGCCCAUCCCCAAAAAGCGUACUCAGUUAACCAAACCCUCAGUUCCCCCUCCCAAGGUACCUGUAGAUACAAAGGUGGAGACACCGAGAGUCGGGAAGUUAUCUGCCCGAGACUCAGUGGAUAGCUGGAUAAAGGAAGUCAACGAAAAGAUCAGCUCUGCUUCUGAAUCUUCCGACAGCGAAAGCGAAAAGCCAAGUGACAGAUCAGGCUACUAUAAUUUCAACACAGAUGGAUUAGGCGAGACGAAGAAAAGCGUAAUUCCAGUAACACGUGCGAUGGAAAAGCAAAAUUCAGAUAAGUCCGUUGUACUUAUCACGAAUAAAACUAUCGAAAGUGAUCCUCCAGUGUCUCAUGGAUCGAAUGAAACAGAUACUCAGACAGGUCAAAGCUCUCAAGUUUUUGAUGCUCAAGUGAAAGGCGAGAGUCUUCAUUCCGUUGUGUCCACUCGAAAAAUCGCUCAUGCGUUUGGAGGAAAACUUCAACGAUCGAGAGAAGGUGAAAAAGAUGGUGAUCUAAAAAACGCAAAAAAUAAAUCGACACCAGUUCAAAAUGACCUGCCACAUACUAAUGAAAAAGUGACCAGCAUAGUGAAAGAAAAUCCAAUAUUGGAGAAUUCCACUGAGAGAACGUCAAAAAUUCCCACGCUAAAGAAAGACACACCGGAUGGUGUAAAGACACAAGACAUCAAGGCUAAUUCUCAGAACAGCAAAGAUGGGCCAUCCAUAACUGCAUCGAGAAACAAAGCCCCGGAAAGUCCUUCGUCUCGAAAGGACAAAGCAGGCGGAGGAACUGAAUUCCAAGAAAAGCCAUCGAAAGGAUCAUUCGAGUCCCAGACCAAUAGCAGUGGCAGUAACAGUCCAGGCGAAUCCUUCAAAGAGAUCGAUCCCUACGCCAUUGGAAGGAUGAUUGUCCGAGGCGCCCGUAAGAACAACAGCGUCGUCAAGAAGCCGGAAAAUUUGACCAACAUUCGGAACGCUACGGUCCCAGCGAAUUCCCCGUUUUCUCCUUUGAAAUCGUAUUCAGGAAUGGAAACCACUUAUAAUUCCAAGGAUCCUGCAAUGAACAAAUUUCGACGAGCGAGCUCUUCCAGUGAUGAUCAGGACCUUAAAGGGUUUCGGGCCGGUAGAAUUGAUUCCUCCAGUGACGAGCAGAGUCCGCGAACUGGCAAACGAAAUAAAACAUCCGCUCGUCGCUCCAGCGCAUCGAGCGACGCCAAGACGUCCGAUGACGAAUUCAACAAGCGAAAAUCUAACGGUGUUUUUGAGGCAAAACUCGCAAAAACUGUGUGAAAAAUAAAGCAAACCGAAGCAUUUUUGUGAGGUGUCGGCAUUGAUAUCGAGGAUUGAGAUAAAUAUAUAUUUUUAAUGAUUUACGUCUUCACGCCUAUUACAUAGAAAAAAGUUUUACGGCGCAGGAUAACCGCAGUGGAAGAUUUAAUUUCGACUGCAUUCAAACGAUUAUUUACUAUAGAGAAAUAAACUUGAUUUGUUUACUAAUAUAAUUGAUUUUCUGUCACUUAUUAUGAAACUAUUGAAUGUGGUGUUUUUAGUGUAAACAUGAAUUUAGAGUUCGUAGAAUAGCUGAAAUGAAAUUAAAUAUUAGCCUGUAAAUAAUGGAGUAUUCGCAACUGGUAUUUUUGUCAGUGAAACUGUUUUCCCAUUUGUGUCUCAUUGGUAUAAAUUGUUCGCAAAUGCUCUGUUCAAAAUAUUUUUCACCCUUCCUAAUGUAUUGACGCCAUCAUUUUUCAAGUAUAGUUUGUGUAUUCAAUAAUUGUAGAUCCACGACAGAUACAUGGUUUGCGAAUUUAAUGAUUAUUGCUUCACUGCAAAUACUUAUUUUGUACAUUUGAUGAUUGUUGAUCCCCUGAUGAUACUUAUUUUGUAAAUUUAAUGAUUGUUGAUACUCUAAAGAAACAUAUUUUGUAUAUGAAAUGAUUGUUGGUCCGUUGAAGAUGGACAGUUUUUGCAUGCAGAGUUGGUUGGUUGACUCUUCUUACAAGUUCAAACAAUGUAAUAUAUUUCCUUGUUUGAAAGACAGUGUGAUACUUGGCUCUAUUCUAUGCUCAAAAUUAACUCUUUUUACUAGUCUAUUGUGUGCAUACAAGAAGGCAGUGAUGCUUGAUUUUACAUUAUUAAUAUAAUAACAAAACUUUAUCACAAGAAUUGCCAUAGAUGGUCACUAAAUGACAAUAAUGUAAUACAAUUGUAUCCAUUUGAAAACAACAUAGAUAAUGAGAUUUUCACCUUCACUUUUCUUAAUUUAGAGCUUAAUUGAGGAUAAAUUUCACGUUUCAACAUAAAGAAAUUUUUUGAAUUUAUGAUUCAUUUGAAAUCAUAUUAACUGAUAUUUGCUUUACUCGUUUGAACUACCGGUAGCUACCUGCAUCAUAGAAGCAAGAACUGGUUGAUAUAAAAGAAUAGAAAAGAAUACAUAUAUAUACAAGAACUGGUUGAUAUAAAGAAUACCUUCGGCUUAAUAAAUUCUAUAAACGACUGUUGUUUUCAAUUUAACAUUCAGCUUUGUGUGUGUGCUUGUACUAUAAAAAGUAAUAUAUUUAAACUGAGUUUAUUGAUA
Hyalella azteca is the source of this 4773-nucleotide messenger RNA. Its product is annotated as flocculation protein FLO11-like. NCBI's taxonomy places the organism in Eukaryota, Metazoa, Arthropoda, Malacostraca, Amphipoda, Hyalellidae. The coding region runs from base 87 to 3488 and encodes 1133 amino acids. The transcript is spliced from 5 exons. The record is from RefSeq and is a predicted model, not a curated record.